Molecule: messenger RNA, 2121 nt
Organism: Fomitopsis serialis
Lineage: Eukaryota; Fungi; Basidiomycota; Agaricomycetes; Polyporales; Fomitopsidaceae
Product: P-loop containing nucleoside triphosphate hydrolase protein
Exons: 14
Coding region: 1-2121 (706 amino acids)
Biological process (GO): double-strand break repair via homologous recombination
Cellular component (GO): chromosome; cytoplasm
Molecular function (GO): ATP binding; four-way junction helicase activity; nucleic acid binding
Source: RefSeq, a predicted model, not a curated record
AUGAAGGCGGUCUUUGGAAUCGAGAAGUUCCGUUUGUGCCAGGAAAGCGUUUGUAAUGCGAAUCUAGCCCGGAUGGAUAUUGCAUGCGUAAUGCCGACUGGUGGAGGCAAGUCACUUACAUACCAGCUCCCGGCGCUCAUGACCUCCGGGUGCACGGUGGUCGUGUCGCCUCUCAUUGCGCUUAUGACGGAUCAAAUUCUACAUCUACUUGAAGCGGGUGUGAACGCGGUGAUGCUCACGGGUGCAACCCCGAAAGAGGAAGCCCGUCGCAUCAAGCAGCACAUGUUAGACAUGGCGUCAGGGCGUUGUGCGCGCGAAGAUGAAAUAAAGCUAUGCUAUGUGACUCCAGAGAAACUUUCUAAUAACAAAGCACUAGUCGCAGACCUCCACAAGUUGUACAACACCGAUAAACUAGCCCGGUUCGUCAUCGACGAAGCACAUUGCGUUUCAGAGAUGGGACACGACUACAGACCAGAUUAUAAGAAACUCGGGUACUUACGGGAGGUAUUCCCAACAGUGCCUAUCCUGGCACUGUCGGCAACGUGUCCGCCAAAAGUGCUCGACGACCUGAUGAUUUCCCUGAAACUGCAGGCCCCGCUGCAAAAGGGCCCAGAGGCAGCCAAGGGUACUGUAUUGUUCUCUUCACCACUCUAUCGAAAGAAUUUGCAUUACAUGGUAGCACACAAGCCAAAUGAGUUUGCGGACACGAUCCGUGUUAUGAGGGAGUGGAUCAUUCAACAUCACCGAAACCACUCUGGCAUUAUUUACUGUCUCAGUAAAAAGGAUGCAGAAGACGUUGCACGCGAGCUCCAAGUGGAGAGCGGGCAACAGAUCAUGACUGGCGUAUACCACGCCGACAUUUCUGAUGGACGGAAAGAAAACCUGCACAAGCUUUGGCGGCAAGGGAUGGUCAAAGUCGUAUGUGCGACUAUAGCCUUCGGACUGGGGAUUGACAAAGCGGACGUGCGCUUUGUCAUUCACCACUCGAAAUCGGUCGAAGGGUUCUACCAGGAAUCCGGGCGUGCUGGUCGCGACGGGAAGGACGCCGACUGCGUCCUGUACUACAGGCCUCAAGACGCCACCCGGAUCUCCUCGCUCACUGCGACCCAGCGCCGAUCGGCACCCAACAAGCUCUACGACAUGCUCGACUUCGUGCAAGAUAUGCGAGGGUGCCGCAAGGUGCUAUUUGCCAACUACUUCUCCGCGUCUUCACAACUCUCGGUGGACGCAUGGACAACGGAGGAAUCGAACGCGUUGGAGCCCUGUGGGCACUGCGACAACUGCAAACGGACGCCAGACAUGGUCAAGCCUAUGGACGUCACGCCGCAUGCAUGGCAGGUUCUCAAGAUCGCGGAAGAAGUCAAGACGCGCGGGGGCCGCCUCUCUUUGGUGCAGCUUGCGGGUCUCGUGCGGGGCAAUAAGGUGACCGUGAGCAAUAGGAGACAAGGCCGAAGAGAGAAAGAGCAGGGCGGCGAGACGCUUGAUCUGAACAAGGUAGCCGGUGGUAAGGUAGUGCUUAGCAGGGAGGACACGGAGAGGCUCUGUAUCCUUCUUUUGACUCAAGGAUACCUAAAGGAAGAGCUGAUACCGACCGCGUACAACACCAACGUCUACCUCGUUCCCGGCGACAACGCCCGCAGACUCACUCUUCUGUCGCGCACAGACAUCGACAGAGGCAAGGGAACGAGGCUCGAGUUCUGCUUCCCGAACAGAAGCAAGCGGAAGCCUACGUCGAAGCCGACCAAGGAAGUGCCACAGGAGCAGGAGGCUACAGCGGCUCUAAAGCGCAGGAGGCCCGCUAGCAUCGAGUCGGAUGAGCCAGAUGAUGAACAGUAUGAUGACGCAGCAUCAGAGGAAGGCGUGGGCGUAGAUCAUGGCGUCGACGCGACGCUGCAGAAAGGCAAGAGCAGAGACGCACCGAUCGUAUUGGGGGAUGAAGACGAGGACGAUGUUGAAGACGAGGAUGAAGGUGGUUACGACUGGUCUUACUCCAUGCGAGGGGACGGACCACCUCCGAAGAAGAGACCACAACCGUACGUUGAGAUACGUCAGCGACCACGGGCGAGACGUGCAACUGUGAAUGUCGUCGACGAGGAUGUAAUUUCCAUAGACUCUGAUUGA